UCCAUCAUUUAUUUCCACACCAAACUGACUGAGUGAGUACUUUAUUUUAUCAACGUCACGCACUCACGAAGCGUCGGGAUUAAAACGUGUGUUUCUGUGAUUAAACCUCGCGAGAAAGGACAACGUUUACCAACCGUGAGUUACUUACCGGACCACCGCUGCUGCUGCUGAAGGCAUGUGGUGGAUAUUAUGGCUCACAGCAGACGGUUAUCUCUCAGGAGCAAAUGUGUGGCCAGCUCACGCCAUCCUGUAGCCACGCCCCCUCCACCCGAGCGCCAUGCACCUGACGCAUCACGCCUUUUGACUUCAUGAAGAUCCCUGACAUCGGUGAUGUGAUGAAUAAAUUUGAAGUCCUUGGGAUUGUGGGUGAAGGUGCAUAUGGUGUUGUCUUAAAGUGCCGACACAAGGACACCAAUGAAGUUGUUGCCAUUAAGAAAUUCAAGGACAGUGAAGAAAAUGAGGAGGUUAAAGAGACGACGCUGCGGGAGCUGAAGAUGCUCCGGACUCUGAAGCAGGAGAACAUCGUGGAGCUGAAGGAGGCCUUCCGCAGACGAGGGAAGCUCUAUCUCGUCUUUGAGUAUGUGGAGAAGAACAUGCUGGAGCUGCUGGAGGAGUUACCCAACGGCGUGCCGACGGACAAAGCUCGCAGCUACAUCUACCAGCUGAUCAAGGCCAUUCACUGGUGCCACAAACACGACAUCGUUCAUCGAGACAUAAAGCCAGAAAACCUUCUCAUCAGCUCUGACGACAUCCUCAAGUUAUGUGACUUUGGUUUUGCUCGUAAUCUCUCAGAAGGAACCGAUGCCAAUUACACGGAGUACGUGGCCACCAGGUGGUACCGCUCUCCAGAGCUGCUGCUCGGCGCGCCGUACGGGAAGGCAGUGGACAUGUGGUCAGUGGGCUGCAUCCUGGGAGAGCUGAGUGACGGUCAGCCUCUGUUCCCAGGGGAGAGUGAGAUUGACCAGCUCUUCACCAUCCAGAAGGUGUUGGGACCUCUGCCCCCAGAGCAGAUGAAGCUCUUCUACAACAACCCUCGCUUCCAUGGACUCAGGUUUCCUUCAGUGAACCACCCACAGACGCUGGAGCGCAGAUACCUGGGCAUCAUCGGUGGAGGCCUCCUCGACCUGCUGAAGAACAUGCUGUUGCUGAACCCGACGGAGCGUUUCCUCACAGAGCAGAGUCUCAACCACCACGCCUUCCAGAACCUGCGGCUGGUGGAGCGGCCCGGCCCGACCACGCCCACACCUGUGCGCUCCUCCAAGAGGAAGCCUCACCACGGAGACAACAGCACCCCCAGCAGGAGUCAUGGAGGGAAGAGUUCAGGCAGCCACCGCUCCAGCAGCAGAGAGGGCUCCAGUCUGCCGCGGCAGGACGACCUCCACCCGAGCAACGACGGCUUCCUCAACGGCAACAUGUCCAUCAACCUCAGCCCCACGCUGCACCCCAAGAACUACCAGCCGCAGAUGUUCAACCACUCCGGCUCGUGCAGCGUGGACCUGGCCAGCAGCAACCUGCCUCACCUGCUCGCCACCAGCAGCGACGCCAAGAGCAAGGCCGACUUCGACAUGAACCUUGGCUCCAAGGUGUCUGACGGCCCCGGGGCCAAGUACCUCAAAUCCAACUUCCGCUCGCAGCAGAACCGCCACUCGUUCGUGGAGGGUAAAACCAACACGCUGCAGUCCGGGGAGAAACACGGUCGCCACAGCUACGUGGAGUCUCACGGCUCCGCCCCCUCCUCGUCCAAGUUCGCCUACCUGAACUUGUCCAAAAGCUACGGCACGCUCAGCGACGCCAAGUCGGUGGGGAACUUGAACGACGUGCAUCUGUACGCCGACGAGCCCACGUCGCGGUACUUCCCGUCUAGCUGCCUGGACCUGACGGCACCGAGCAGCCCCGUACCUCGCCGCGUCGACAGACUGGGACCUGCCGCCGCCGGCCGAGGGAGCACCCGCUCGGACCGGGAGAGCAACACGCUGGACUCCUCCUACAGACGCAACUCUGCCCGCCACAAGACCGCAGAGGACGCCAAGUCUUCAGACGCUCUAGACCCGGCGGACAGCAGCGUGGAGAGAAGCCACGCCCACUCGCUGUCCGCUCCACACGACCCCCUGUCCUACGGUCAGGGUUAUACCAGCCCCUUCUCCUCCCAGCAGCGGCCGCACCGUCACUCCAUGUAUGUGCGGCGGGAUCACCAGAGGACUCACGGGGCGGAGGAGGGGCUGGUGGUGGGUCAGGGAAUGACCACCAGGGCCUCCAGCCUACAGCUGCUGUCCCCACAGCUGCAGCACCGCACGCUGCCUCACCACUCUGGAGGAUCGUCCAGAGAAGAGGACAUGAGCAGGGUGGGUUUAUAUCACGAGCAGCAAACAGAAGAUGGAGGCUCGUCGUCCAAAGAGAAUAGAAACAUCUACAGUGAGUCCAUGCCCAGGAGAGUGGGGAGUUUCUACAGAGUUCCCUCUCCUCGACCAGACAACUCCUUCCACGAGAGUCGAGCUCAGAGUCGAGCCUCAGCUCUUUCUGCCGACAACAGCAGUUUGUCCAACCACUCCAAACGCCAGCCGACCUUUGACCCCUGGACGGGUCCAGACACAGUGGUGCUGAGUGCGUCUGAACCGUCCAAAGAGAAGGAGAAGCAGAGUUUCUUCAGAGCGAUAAAGAAGAAAAAGAAAAAGGCUCAGAUGGUUCCCCCCGACAGCGUGGACUCUGUGAUUCAGAAGUCGUCCAGGUCUGUGGGACAUCAGAGCGGCCGCCACAGGACACGUGACAAGAGCCGAGACCGCGACCAAGACAAGGAGUGGCCGCCUGAAAAACUGUCUGACUCUCACUCUCCAAGUCAGCCGCUCAAGUCGCUGCGUAAACUCCUGCACCUUUCCUCCUCCUCCUCCUCCAACCAGGCCACGCCCUCCGACAUGCGCUACCCACCGCUGUCCGGCUCCGCCUCCGCGCAGAGUGGCUUUGCGGAGAGCCGGGGUCACUCCGGGGUCGGCACGCCACAGCUGAAGAGCCGUCAGGCUGCGUACCCGCUGCCCACGCAGUUGGACGCCGGCUGGCACGGCGCGCCCCUGGGACGCUCCGAGGGAAACCCCUACCCAGAGCAGAUGAACAUCAAAGGAGGACAGAACGGACACGGCUUCGGACGAAACGCCAGGCCCCGCCUACCUAACCUCAAUGACCUGAAGGAGACGGCGCUGUGAACACGCACACACUUCAGACUUACACACACAUACUUUAGACUCACACACACAUACUUUAGACUUACACACACACACUUUAGACUUACACACACAUACUUUAGACUUACACACACAUACUUUAGACUUACACACACACUUUAGACUUACACACACAGUUUGGACUUACACACACACAUUAAGACUUACAGACACACUUUAGACUCACACACAUAUAAUUUAGACUUACACACAUACUUUAGACUCACACACACAAACUUUAGACUUACACACACAUACUUUAGACUUACACACACAUACUUUAGACUCACACACAUACUUUAGACUUACACACACAUACUUUAGACUUACACACACACUUUAGACUUACACACACAUACGUUAGACUCACACACACAUACUUUAGUCUCACACACAUACUUUAGACUUACACACACAUGCUUUAGACUUACACACACAUACUUUAGACUUACACACAUACUUUAGACUCACACACAGACUUUUGACUUACACACACAUACUUUAGACUCACACACAGACUUUAGACUUACACACACAUGCUUUAGACUUACACACACACACUUUAGACUUACACACACAUACUUUAGACUCACACAAAGACUUUAGACUUACACA
Solea solea (common sole) is the source of this 3827-nucleotide messenger RNA. Its product is annotated as cyclin-dependent kinase-like 5. The transcript is spliced from 17 exons. Gene Ontology annotation, cellular component: nucleus; dendrite cytoplasm. The record is from RefSeq and is a predicted model, not a curated record. Bases 309 to 3194 code for a protein of 961 amino acids. Gene Ontology annotation, biological process: regulation of dendrite development; protein phosphorylation; positive regulation of axon extension. Lineage: Eukaryota; Metazoa; Chordata; Actinopteri; Pleuronectiformes; Soleidae. Gene Ontology annotation, molecular function: protein kinase activity; ATP binding.